Hemicordylus capensis (graceful crag lizard) is the source of this 2735-nucleotide messenger RNA. RefSeq lists its product as uncharacterized. The record is from RefSeq and is a predicted model, not a curated record. The transcript has 2 exons. Lineage: Eukaryota; Metazoa; Chordata; Lepidosauria; Squamata; Cordylidae. The coding region runs from base 2 to 2071 and encodes 689 amino acids.
CAUGACUGUGGCUUCUGCGGUGGGCGGCACGCCAGUAUCUACUGCCAGCGGGCCAAAGCCCUUAGGGGAAAAGGGGGAUACCAAGGCCCGGGAGGGGCAAAGGGCCCAGCAGCCACGGCUGGAAAAGGGCCCCAGCCCAAUUAAAAUCCCGGUGCUCCGGAGGCUGCUGCGUGACUACCCCAACAGGGAGCGCGCACGCUAUAUUGAGGAUGGUUUUGUGAAGGGGUUUAGGAUUCCGUGCCAAUCCAGGCGGGUCCAUAGUUUUGCACGCAACCUAAAAUCGGUUAGGGGGAUGGAACACAUAGUAGCGAAAAAGAUAGCCAAGGAGGUGUCUCUGGGGAGGGUGCUGGGCCCCUUUGACAGGCUGCCACUGCCAACAUUGCGGGUAUCCCCUUUGGGCGUGGUCCCUAAGAAGGCGCCGGGAGAGUAUAGGCUUAUCCACCACCUGUCCUACCCAAGGGGCGACUCGGUUAACGAUGGGAUACCGGCGGACCUUUGCUCAGUACGGUAUACAUCGUUUGAUGAGGCUGUGGCCAUGAUCAGGGGCUGCGGGCCUCGGGCACUGAUGGCGAAGUGCGACAUUGAAUCCGCCUUCCGCCUCCUGCCCGUGCACCCUGAUGACUUUGACCUUUUGGGCUUCGCAUUUAAAGGGAGAUUUUACAUCGACAGAGCCCUCCCCAUGGGAUGCUCGGUCUCCUGUGCGGCCUUUGAGGCUUUCAGCUCUAUGCUGGAAUGGGCACUGCGCCGGAGGGCGGGGCUACGCUCCUCCGCUCACUAUUUAGAUGACUUUAUUUUCGGAGGAAGGGAGGGCUCUGGCCAAUGCCUACACUUACUGCGCUCAUGCAGGGCACUCUGCGGGGAUCUGGGGGUGCCACUGGCUAAGGACAAGACAGAGGGCCCGACCACGAAGCUUACAUUUCUGGGGAUAGAGCUGGACACGGUGGGACAGCUCUCACGCCUCCCCGGGGACAAGCUCAGCAUCAUGAGGGAAUUGCUCAGGGAAUGCAGAGAGGCUAGGAAGGUAACGCUACGCAAAUUGCAAUCGCUGGUUGGCCACCUGAACUUCGCUUGCAGGGUGGUGGCUCCAGGCCGCCCCUUUCUAAGGCGCCUGUGUGACACCAUGGUGGGGUGUAAUCGACCCCAUUUCCUCAUUAGGGUGUCUACCGCCAUGAGGGAGGAUAUGGGGCUCUGGCUCAGGUUCCUGGAAUCCUUUAAUGGGGUGUCAUUCUGGCGUUCUUCCCAGCUGCUCGAGGCCGACUUCCAGGUUCAGUCAGACGCCGCGGGCGGCCUUGGGUUCGGCCUGUACCUGAGAGGGCGCUGGUGCGCGGAACGAUGGCCGGGCAGCUGGUCGGAACGGGGAAUCACAAGGGAUCUCACCUUCCUCGAACUCUUCCCCAUUGUGGUGGCGGUGCACAUUUGGGCCGAGUCCUUCAAGGACUCGGUCGUGCGUUUCUGGUGCGAUAAUUUGGCCGUGGUUCAGAUUAUUAAUAGCCAGACUUCCAAAUCACAGAGGGUGAUGGGGCUGGUGCGGGCCCUGGUUCUAACAUGCCUUCGCCAUAACACGCUCUUCACCGCCCAGCAUGUUCCAGGGGUGCAGAACGAGGUGGCAGAUGCCCUGUCUCGCUUCCAGAUGCAGCGCUUCCGGAAGCUGGCACCUGGAGCCGCCAAGGAGCACGAGCAGGGCCUCAGUCGGCUGGGCCAAGGGCGGCCGGGCAGCGCGCAAGAGUCCUCAUACUGGGCCAUUCCUUCAUUUUCUGGGCACGCAAGUGGGCACAGAGCGCCGACCCUGGAACCCAGCUUGGUUUGGGGCGUUGGGCCACUGUGGAGUGGCUUGGCCGGCGGGGCAUGCGGAGGGCCCAGUUCCUGCCGAUGCUGCACGAGUUCCUGGAAGGGAAUCCUGUCCCGGAUGUCCUGCUGCUGCAUUUUGGAGGCAACGACCUGGUGGACCAGUCUGGCAUUUCGCUCUCAAGACAGAUUGCCCAGGACCUGGUGGUCGCCCUCUCCUGGUGCCCGGGGCUGGUGGUCAUCUGGUCUGACAUCACUCAGCGGCGAGUCUGGAGGGGGGCGGUGAAGCAGAACAAGGUAGAUAGGGCUAGGCGCGGGGUGAACGCGGCCAUGGCGCGCUUCAUCGCCUCAAAGGGGGGUGGGUGCAUCCCACACAACGACAUCGCGUUCUCGCUCCCCCAGUUAUUCAGGGGUGAUGGGGUGCACUUGUCCCCCCUUGGUAUGAGGUAUUUCUUAGACGAUCUGCGGCUGGGGUUGGCAACAGUGCUGUUAGGCCUGUGGGGUGGCGGGGCGUCAAGCUAGGCUGACGCCCGCUGUGGCGGGCACAGUGCGGAGGUGAGCGGCUGAUGCGGUGCGGCACCUUAGGUAAGCUUUAGCUGUAAGGUGGAGGGGCAGAUCCCUUGAGGCUUUACAGAUCAGGGAUGCUGCCUUGCUCCCACCUCCCUGCAACCGACACCCUUCCGUAUGGCUUUACAGCGUCGGACAGGUGAUGUAAAUUGCAGGGUCCUGACCUUAGGUCGGCAACGAAGGGCGCCCCCUUCUGGAAGGUGGGCCGCCUGGAGCCGAGGUGUCUGUGCCAUGAGAUUCUAGGGCGGGGGUGGCCACGUGGUGCCCCCCCCAUCCGAGCCCGCACUGUUGCUGCUCUGAAUGCCAACCCCAGCUGCCGUGCCUGUGCAGGCACUGUCUUAAAACCUUGUACCCCUAAUAAAGUGACCAGUUCCUCCAUAAUA